UGGCGGGCGGCCCGGGGCGCACACGGUCCCGGCCGGGGCAGCGUUGCCAAGGUGACCCCGCGCUGGGCAGGCAGCGGGCAGCAGCGACGACAGCCAUGAGCGGCCGGAAGCGCAGCUUCACCUUCGGCGCCUAUGGAGGGGUGGACAAAUCCUUCUCCCCCCGACAGAGUGUGUGGAGGAGUGAUGGACAGAAGCAGAGUUUCCCGCAGGCACUAGACCUGUUACUCGUGGGCUCAGUUCCAUCCCACCCUGCCUCACCCUACCCUAAGAACACAGAUCUGUUUGAGAUGAUUGAAAAGAUGCAGGGAAGCAGGAUGGAUGAACAGCGGUGCUCCUUCCCACCACCCCUCAAAACGGAGGAGGACUACAUCCCCUACCCAAGUGUCCACGAGGUUUUGGGGCGAGAAGGGCCCUUCCCCCUCAUCCUGCUGCCCCAGUUUGGGGGCUACUGGAUUGAAGGCACCAACCAUGAAAUCACCAGCAUCCCGGAGACCGAGCCACUGCAGUCUCCCACCACCAAAGUCAAGCUGGAGUGCAACCCCACAGCGCGUAUCUACCGGAAGCACUUUCUCGGCAAGGAGCACUUCAACUACUAUUCACUGGACGCUGCUCUCGGCCACCUGGUCUUCUCGCUCAAGUAUGAUGUCAUUGGGGAUCAGGAGCACCUGCGGCUGCUGCUGAGGACCAAGUGUCGGACCUUCCAUGACGUCAUCCCCAUCUCCUGCCUCACGGAGUUCCCCAACGUGGUCCAGAUGGCAAAGCUGGUAUGUGAAGAUGUCAACGUGGAUCGAUUCUACCCUGUGCUCUACCCCAAGGCCUCCAGGCUCAUUGUCACCUUUGACGAACAUGUUAUCAGCAAUAACUUCAAGUUUGGAGUCAUUUAUCAGAAGCUCGGGCAGACGUCUGAGGAAGAACUCUUCAGCACCAACGAGGAAAGUCCUGCCUUCGUGGAGUUCCUUGAGUUUCUGGGCCAGAAAGUCAAGCUGCAGGACUUCAAGGGGUUCCGAGGAGGCCUGGAUGUGACUCACGGGCAGACGGGGACCGAGUCUGUGUACUGCAACUUCCGCAACAAGGAGAUCAUGUUUCACGUGUCCACCAAGCUGCCAUACACAGAAGGGGACGCCCAGCAGUUGCAGCGGAAGCGGCAUAUUGGGAACGACAUCGUCGCUGUGGUCUUCCAGGACGAAAACACGCCCUUCGUGCCGGACAUGAUUGCAUCCAACUUUCUGCAUGCCUAUGUGGUGGUGCAGGCAGAGGGGGGCGGCCCCGAUGGCCCCCUUUACAAGGUCUCCGUCACCGCGAGAGACGAUGUGCCCUUCUUUGGGCCCCCCCUCCCGGACCCUGCUGUGUUCAGGAAGGGGCCUGAGUUCCAGGAAUUUCUGCUGACGAAGUUGAUCAACGCUGAGUACGCUUGCUACAAAGCAGAGAAGUUUGCCAAACUGGAGGAGCGGACGCGUGCUGCCCUUCUGGAGACGCUCUAUGAGGAGCUCCACAUCCACAGCCAGUCCAUGAUGGGCCUGGGCGGCGAUGACGACAAGAUGGAGAACGGCGGGGGUGGCGGCGGCUUCUUCGAGUCUUUCAAGAGGGUCAUCCGGAGCCGGAGCCAGUCCAUGGACGCCAUGGGCCUGAGCAACAAGAAGACCAACACUGUGUCUACCAGCCACAGCGGGAGCUUCACCCCCAACAACCCUGACCUGGCCAAGGCAGCUGGAAUAUCAUUGCUUAUUCCCGGGAAAAGCGCGAGUAGAUUCGGACGCCGGGGCAGCGCCUUAGGCAUAGGAGCUGUGGAAGAGUCCCUGAUUGUCCCCGGGAAAAGCCCCACAAGGAAGAAGUCUGGUCCUUUUGGCUCCCGCCGCAGCAGCGCCAUUGGGAUCGAGAACAUCCAGGAAGUGCAGGAGAAGAGGGAGAGCCCUCCAGCUGGCCAGAAGACCCCAGACAGUGGGCACGUCUCACAGGAGCCCAAGUCUGAGAACUCUUCCACUCAGAGCUCCCCAGAGAUGCCUACAACCAAGAACAGAGCGGAGACGGCCGCCCAGAGAGCAGAAGCGCUGCAGGGCUUUUCCAGAUCCUCAUCCAGCGCCAGCAGCUUCGCCAGCGUGGUGGAGGAGACAGAGGGCGUAGACGGGGAUGACACAGGCAUGGAGAGCGUGUCGUCCUCAGGAACUCCCCAUAAGCGGGACUCCUUCCUCUACAGCACAUGGCUGGACGACAGCGUGAGCACCACGAGCGGGGGCAGCUCCCCAGGCCUUACACGGUCACCCCACCCAGACGCCGGCAAGUCGGGGGACCCUGCGUGUCCCGAGAUCAAGAUCCAAUUGGAAACAUCUGAGCAGCACACACCCCAGAUGGGCUGCUAGCUGCCACCUCAUCAGAAGGCGGGACUGAGCAGAUGAGGCCUCAGAAGCACAAGGAGAAGACGCUGCAACACAUCCAGGCAGCUGGCCCUCUGCCCCACAGUCACCCCAGCCCCUGGCACCCCUGCCUCCAAGCCCCGGGCCCACCCACCUGGGCUGUCUCCGCAGGGCGGAGCCAUCCAGAGCUGGGAGCGGAUGCUGCUGGCAUCACCCCACCCCUCAACCCCAGGCUGGGGCUCUGGGUGUGGGCAGGCACUGUGGCCCUGGAUCGCCCCCACCUGGGCCUCUGUCACCCCUGAGUUCCCCUCUGGAGCCACGGGGAACAGGGUAGGA
Molecule: messenger RNA, 2687 nt
Organism: Meriones unguiculatus (Mongolian gerbil)
Lineage: Eukaryota; Metazoa; Chordata; Mammalia; Rodentia; Muridae
Gene: Rap1gap
Product: RAP1 GTPase activating protein
Exons: 26
Coding region: 96-2357 (753 amino acids)
Biological process (GO): activation of GTPase activity; regulation of small GTPase mediated signal transduction
Cellular component (GO): cytoplasm; membrane
Molecular function (GO): GTPase activator activity
Source: RefSeq, a predicted model, not a curated record